Molecule: messenger RNA, 4001 nt
Organism: Pecten maximus
Lineage: Eukaryota; Metazoa; Mollusca; Bivalvia; Pectinida; Pectinidae
Product: telomerase reverse transcriptase-like
Exons: 28
Coding region: 154-3036 (960 amino acids)
Biological process (GO): telomere maintenance via telomerase
Cellular component (GO): telomerase catalytic core complex
Molecular function (GO): telomeric repeat DNA binding; telomerase RNA binding
Source: RefSeq, a predicted model, not a curated record
GAAACAAAAUAGGAAGCUUAAUAAAGAAAAAAAGGCAUUUGCUCGGAUUCAGAAGAUGAAAGAUCAAAGAAAUGAUGAGAGUGGAGACCAAGUCAGACCUUCGUUUGGCAAUUCAAAAACAAAAGACGAAAGAGGCAAAGGUUUGAAAAGAGGAUGGCAAAAAGUGAUGUUAUGGCAGCGUCCCAUGCUAGUCCAAUGAGUAUUAGUAACAUAGGUUAUAUUGGGCAGGGUAAUGACAGUGAAAAUUACUCCGGGGCUUCAGGUAGUCCAGGUUGUAAGAGACUCAAGCUAGCGGUCACAUGUGAAGAAUAUGUACCUUCAUCCAGUAUACAGACUCAUCAUCCCAAAUUUCAAGAAAUGCUGAAUUGUGGACAACCUUCCACUUCAGGACCGUCACAGCAGUUCAGUCCAUCUAGACCUUCAUUUGAAGGGGUGUUUCAACCUAGACAAGCUCCCUCUUCUGGACCGUCAUGGCCAAGAACACGAACCAGAGGGCGCAGAAAUAAAAAGCGGCACCAUCAGAAAAAUGAAAGUGGAUACGGAAAUAAUCCUAUUGAGGAAAUUGCACUUAGUGAAUAUGAGCCAGACAGCAACACAAUACCAGAACCAAACAGUUUUCAGGGCCAGUGUUUUCCAAGGAAGAAUAUGUUUUGUUCCCGAGAACUCUUGGAGAAGAUUCCGAAAUCCUAUAUUUUGAGCAGACUGCCACAAGAUGAAAACGGUGCUGAAGAGCUCUUUCAGAAAAUAUUCAAGAAUAUGGCUGGAGACACAGAGAUGUACAGGACACGAGUUCUACCUGCUUUGGAGAAUAUGCUCAAGUUACAUAAGAGUUGUUCCUAUCAGAGACAUUUUAACCAGUGCUGUAGUGGACAGUACAGUCAAAGUAAACUGGGUAAACAAGGAAAAGGAGCGCUCAUCGUAGCUAGGGACACGAUAAGAAAAGCAUCCUACGGUAAACAGCAAGAUGUCUGGAAGAAGGGCAUGCGGGCGAGACGUUCAACGAAAGUGACAACAAAAAGGAUCUUGAGUCAACAUCUGGGGAUACCUGAGGUAUACAUGUUCCUGAGACGUGUACUCAACAGUGUUAUACCAAAUGAACUUGUAGGAAAAGCCAACAAGAAAAAACUGGACAAAUGCAUCAAACAGUUCCUUAAACUUGGCAAAUAUGAUAAAUUUUCUGUGGCAGAGCUGAAGGUAAAGCAAAUGAAGGUUGAAAAUAUUUCCUGGCUGGCCAAUAUUGCCUCCAAAACUGAGCAGCUUCAUCUUCUAUCACAAGUGAUCGUUUGGAUUUUUGAGGAUUACAUCAUGGUGCUACUACAGUCAUUUCUGUACAUCACUGAGACAGCACAUCAUCGUAAUCGGUUACUAUAUUUCCGGAAGAGAGACUGGUUGAGACUACAUAUGAGAGGCUUGGACGCUUUGCUGAAAAAGAAGAUGUUAGUGCCAAUCACUCAGACAGAUGCUCUGAGGCAGUUAACAGAGGGCACAGCACUAGGCGUUGCCAGUUUGCGAUUCCUACCCAAGUUCAAAUCACUAAGGCCGGUCGUUAAUCUCGGAAAGAGACCCCCAUCCAUGUGUAAACAGACUCUACCUAUCAACAAACAGCUGCUGAACCAGUUGAAUAUACUGAACUACCAUGUGGAGAGAAACCCAGCAAUAGUAGGAUUUGCCAUAUUUGGAAUGGAAAAGGUUUACCCCAUAUGGAAACAGUUUGCCUCAUACUAUCAAGGACAGGAAAGUUGUAGGCCACUUUACUUUGCCAAAGUGGAUGUUGCUACCUGCUUUGAAGAUAUUAACCAGGAGAAAAUGUUUUCCAUCAUAAAAGACAUAAUUCAAAAGGAGGAAGACUACCAAAUUAGGAAAUAUGUGACUAUGCAUGUUUCGGGGGGUCAGGUGAAAAGGACUUUCCGAAGAAAAGCAUCAGCACUGUUAGAGUUCAACCCAAACUUCACAAACUUUGUUAAAGAGAGAGUAGAGAAGGAGAGUCUAACAAACAUUAUAUUUAUUGACCAGGUAACUUCCCAGUCCGAGAAGUCUUCAAACCUCUUACAACAGUUGAAGUCUCACCUGUCCAACAAUCUUAUAAAGGUAGGAAGAAGAUAUUAUCACCAGACAUCAGGAAUCAGUCAGGGCUCCAUCCUGUCCACCAUGCUGUGUAACAUUUAUUACGGGUGUUUAGAAAAGGAGUUGUUUCCCCCUUUGGAGAGGCAGGAACUUUUGAUGAGGAUUGUAGACGACUCUCUGUUUGUGACACCAUACAAGGAACGGGCCGUUGAUUUUCUCUCUCAUAUGUUCAAAGGGCUUCCUGACUACAACCUCCAUGUGAAUCCUGAAAAAGUCCUGUUGAACUUCCCUCUGGAACAAAAAGACAUUGGAACCUUUCCAAUGACUCAUACAAAUUGGUUUCCCUGGUGUGGUAUGCUGUUCAACAGCGUCACUCUGCAGGCUGGUAUAGACUACUGCAGGUACGCUGGCAUCUCUGUUGUGGAUACCAUGAGCUUUGACCUUACCCUGAAUCCUCUAAUGACCUUGAAGAGCAAGCUCUUGAGUGCUUUGAAGCCUAAAAGUCAUGCUAUCUAUAUGGAUACAGAACUGAACACAGCCGAAAUAGUUGUAACCAAUAUCUUCAAGAUUUUUCUUCUGAAUGCGCUGAAAUUUCACAGCUACCAGAGACGCCUUCCUCAUGAACUGCAUUCUACGUACCAGGGGACAUUCUUCAUAGAUUUACUCAUGGCCCUGGGUGGCUACUUCUAUCACCAGACUUCCGCCUAUCUCACCAAGAAGGAUUUACAGCCAGAUGUAUUUAAUGUAUCCAAGGAUGUAGUGAUGUGGAUCUGCUUGCAGGGCUUCUCAGUUGUUCUCAAGCAGAACACGAACGGCUGGCAAUACCAGACGUUACGACGAGUACUGAACCAGCAACAUGUGCUCGUCAAUGCCAGACUCGAGUCACAGGAGAAAGGGCUCCCUGCAGUAUUAUUGAAGGUGUGUGGUGACCAGCUGCCAAUUGAGCUCCUGGACCAUUUUCUUUCAAUCUAAUCAAAAUCUAGAUGAUCAUUCUCACUACGUUAAAUGGACAUCUAACGACAUCGCAUAAGGGGUCACGUCAGGAUGACCUUUCGGAUUAAUCAAUCAAAUUACUACUUACAGAAUCUUGGAGGUGAAUUUUGUAUGUGCGAAAUAGCAUGGAUAGAGUACAUAGCUUGCAUAAUCUGUCAAUUCGUUUCAAGUCAUUUGAUCAAACGAAGCAUUUAGCUAUAUACAUGCUGUACCGAAAUGGUUAGCUUCAAAUGCCUGAUGUGACGAAUGGGUGAAAUCAAUGACAUGGAAAAAUUGACAUUUCGCCCUGAAAGUGAAAUAUUUAGAUACAAAAGGUUACCAGAACGUGACCAUUUAUGCGAUGUCGUUAGAUGUUCAUGUAACGUAGUGGGAAUGAGCAUCUAUAUUUUAAUUAGAAUGAUAUUCUUUGAGAAGUUCGUACGAAGAAUAGGACGUAAAAUAUUUGACAGUACCCUUGGUACUCAAGAUCGGACGUUGAAUAUUCGAGAGGGUCCGUGGUCAUGAUACACACGUUUUAUAUUCGAAAGGGGCCUUUGGGUCAAAGGAUUAGCCAUUAUAAACAUUGGACAAGGCCCUGGGUACAUACGAUUGGACGUUAAAUACAUUUAACGAAAAAGAAGUGGGACCACUGUUUUCGUUUAGGUGUUUCGAGUACUCUUUUACAUGUUCUAUGUACUAGUUUACUUUUAAUGACGUAGUGUUAUGAAUCUAUUGAAUAUUUGUUAAUCAUGCUGUUGUUAAUUACGAUAUCGAUCACAUGAUCCUUUUAUGUCUUGCAUAAGAAUAUUUUGCUGUUUUGUAAUGUUUGUGACAGUGUUAUGUCAUUAAAAUGACGAUAAGUUCUAAUGUCAUGAAAAUGGUGGUAAUUUUAUUGAGAUACAGUGUAUGUAUGUACAAUAUGUAUAUUCUAUAAGAGUUGUUAAAAUACAUAGCUUCCAGUCUGA